Molecule: messenger RNA, 1941 nt
Organism: Hydatigera taeniaeformis
Lineage: Eukaryota; Metazoa; Platyhelminthes; Cestoda; Cyclophyllidea; Taeniidae
Source: the annotation of a GenBank genome assembly
AUGCUUGGUGGUGGUGGUGGUGGUGGUGGUGAUGUGUUGCUGGGGUUCCAGCGAUUAGUGGAGAAUUAUGCGGCAAGUAUCAUAAGCGAUUUUAACACAACAAAAAGCAGUGUAGGUCCGGGUUCUUCGCCACUGCAUGAACUUACAGACAAAUGCAGUGACGUUGCUGAAUUUUAUUCUGAUCCUAAAAAUUGGGAGUCCUUCACCUGCAUUUCUCGGCUCGAGGAGAGUGCUAUGCAUCCAUCGAAUACAGCAGUUUCCGACAUUAUUGAACGAAUUAACUUGGAGACUUCGAAACAGUUGCUUCAAGACCUUGAACGUUUCACGGAAAGUCUCCAAGCUAUCCAAGACGCCACAAUUAAUCGUAUCAUUCAAUUUCGGUAUCAUGAGUCUCUUCAAAGCAUUCCACUAGGCAGGCUUCGCUCCUGGACAUGUGACGUAAUGAGGGCCGCGCGUCGAAAUGUUGGCGAGGGUGAAUCGACGACAUACACAGCGGCGGCAAGGUGUGCUCGCCUUCGGAGGCGUCUUUCGCGUCUUUUCUCUCUCGCCCAAGUCGCUCAUGCCCUCACUCGGCGUCUCUCCGAAAUUCGGCAUCCUGAACUUGCCUGUCUGGAACAGGACCUCAUGCGCAUUCGCCUUCAGCUUACCCUGCGACUUAAGCAAAGUAGCCACCAAGUUGGAGCAAACGUUGACGUUGGAUCCCCUACCCUUUGUAAUGACGCUGACCAGUUUUUCAAACGGUUUGAAAACCUGGGUUCAAUGGUGGCCUCCAGUAUUAUCCAUGAAAAGGUUUACAAACGUCUUCAAAAUCUUGCCGAAAGCAUUUCCGAGUUACUCAUAGCUCUAUCACAGGAAACCACGGGUCUUUCUAAAAUAAUAAAAAUUGAUGAGCCGUUUAGUCGUGAGGAGUUGCAGGCACUCGUGGAACGCUCGCUCGGGUGUUUUUGCAAUUUCUACAUCACAUCGGUUGCACCAGACGUGAGUCCACAUUUGGAGGAUAACUUCUUGGCCCAGCUUUCUCGUUCUGACGAAGAAAUGGAGGAAAUAUCACAAUCCGACACAGAAUGCAUGAUGGAUGCAUUUGAUGUCUUUGAUUCCUUCAUUGAGCAAAAUGCUCAAUCUCAAUUACAAGGGAAGACUGCAGUGGAGACAAAAGGUGACAUCUUUACAUCCGCCUCCCUCCCUCCAUCUCCGACGGAUAUGGAUAUUGAAAGUAUUCCAGCAGAAGCCGAUAACUCUGUAGUGGAAGAUUUCCCUAAUGAGGUCGAACCCUCAGACGAACCCAUUGGGGAUCCUACGAUCAAUCUGCCAGUAAGUCUUGAAGAAAUUCCACCCACGCAGCCACCUUCCGGAGAGGUUGUCUUAGGUGAUAAUAAGGAGGCGGAGGAGUCGGAACAGGAGGAAGGUGAGAUAAUUGAUGACGACAACACACACCAAGAUGUGGAGCACAUGGAGGAAGGCGAAGAGGAUGACAGUGGAGGUGAUAUCGAUCAGACUGAAGAGGCCAUCAUGCGCGAAUGGGCUCCUGUGGCGGAAAGUAAAACUCGGACCAAGCUAGCUUAUACAAUGGCAGUACAGAAGGCAUUGAAUGACGCCAUGAAAUCGUGUCGGCGCGAACUCUCCGUGGUCGUUGCUCUAGGAGCUUUUAAUGGCAGUUCUGGACGGAGCUCUGUAGUGGAGACGCGAACCAGCACGCCUUCCGCCACUGCCACCGCUCCCACCGGAUCAGCAGAGCGCGGUAUUCGCAGCGCUGUGGCUCGCUCCCAACUGUCUAGCCGCCGCAGCGCUCCUGUGGCACCUCCCUCCUAUAGCCGGGCAGCGAUGCUGCAUAUCCGCGAAAAGAUCCAAUCUUCUCUGCUGCGCCAGAAGCAGAGCAAGCAGGUCUAUAGCGCUGGUGUGUACGGGACUAAGUGGCUGCUCAAUAAAGUGUCACGUGAUUGA